This is a messenger RNA of Chionomys nivalis (European snow vole), 818 nucleotides long. Its product is annotated as cytochrome b5. Gene Ontology annotation, molecular function: heme binding. NCBI's taxonomy places the organism in Eukaryota, Metazoa, Chordata, Mammalia, Rodentia, Cricetidae. Gene Ontology annotation, cellular component: mitochondrial outer membrane; intracellular membrane-bounded organelle. The coding region runs from base 131 to 535 and encodes 134 amino acids. The transcript has 5 exons. The record is from RefSeq and is a predicted model, not a curated record.
CGCCACCUCACGGUCCUGGGCACGGGUCCCGGUAAGGCUGGGAAUGUCCCGGGCGGAGGCAACUCAUACUUGAGUAGCGCACCACCCUGCACGGUUGAGUUGCAGGGCCCGGGAGGCUCACUGUUUCGAGAUGGCCGGACAGGCAAACAAGGAUGUGAAGUACUACACCCUGGAAGAGAUUCAGAAGCACAAAGACAGCAAGAGCACUUGGGUGAUCCUGCACCACAAGGUGUACGAUCUGACCAAGUUUCUGGAAGAGCAUCCCGGUGGGGAAGAAGUUCUAAGAGAACAAGCCGGGGGCGAUGCUACCGAGAACUUUGAGGAUGUUGGGCACUCUACUGACGCACGAGAACUGUCCAAAUCGUACAUCAUCGGGGAGCUCCACCCAGAUGAUAGAUCAAAGAUCGCCAAGCCUUCGGAAAGUCUCAUCACUACCGUGGACUCUAAUUCCAGUUGGUGGACCAACUGGGUGAUCCCAGCCGUCUCAGCCCUGGCUGUCGCCCUGAUGUAUCGCAUCUACAUGGCAGAAGACUAACUUGCCUCUCCAAACCAAGGAAGGGGAAAGACUGCCCCUCAGAAGGGAGAAAAGAAGCCAGUGUUAAUCAUGUCCACUGACAGACACCUUCCGCUGAGAACGUAAUUGUAAUAUAUCUGUUUCCCUUUCCUUCUGUGUUAGUGGAACCAACGAGGGGCUCUUUGUACUCUUCAACUCUGCAAAUGUGCCUUUUCUUUCAUCAACUCCAUUUUGAUGUUUCUUCACUACAUAAUUUACUUAUUGUAAGCACGAUCUUUUUAAAAUAUAUCUGGCUUUUAAAACA